This is a messenger RNA of Manis javanica (Malayan pangolin), 4526 nucleotides long. It is a transcript of the gene KLHL26, whose product is annotated as kelch like family member 26. Gene Ontology annotation, molecular function: protein binding. The record is from RefSeq and is a predicted model, not a curated record. NCBI's taxonomy places the organism in Eukaryota, Metazoa, Chordata, Mammalia, Pholidota, Manidae.
GGGCCCCUGGGGGCGGGCUGGGGAGCACCACCUUGCUCCGAGGGGGCGCGCUCUGCACUCUCCAGCCCCGGGGCUCCGAGGGAAAAUGGUAGGUUUCGGCCACAUGUCCAGUGAACCUAAGGGGCCUUUCCAGGUUUGCAGCUCAUUCAAACUUUAUGGGGACAUUGUGCAUGCAAGCAGAACAUUUCUGAGGGGCAGAGGUGGCUUGUGGGUGCCCGAUUAGUAGGUUCUGUCUUAGGGGCUGGCAGAGCUUGUGGUUUUCAGUCUGUCCUUAUGUGACACCUGUGUGUGCCCAGUGCUAUGCUAGGCCUCUAGGUCCGGUAGUGAUAACAUAGGUGCCAGUCCCUGUACUUAGGCCAAGAGGCAGGAGGAAUGCCUAGAUGGUGGCCCAGUGUGUGCCAGGCUGUAUUCUAGUCCCCACGUAACAAGCAUGGCCUCGCUGGGUGUAUGGGUCAGUCUGCUGUGGAGGCCCUUCCCUGAAAGCUCCUACCCUGUGCAGAGCCGGGCAGGGGAGCGAGGGCUCCAUGGAGCAAUGCCAGUGGCCGUUCUCCUCACCUGCUGGGGCUGUCUCAGUCUGGGCACAGCUCUUUCCCUUGGUGCCCAGGUAGGCUGCGGGCCGCAUACUCCAGACCAGGUGCCUUGCCCAGCGUGCCCCAGCUGCCUGCCUCUUGGGCUCAACGAGACUGUCCUGGGCAACCAGAGCAGCCAAGCCAUCUGGGGCGCUGCUUCUAUUUUUAUUCUGGAUUUGGGGUCGGGUGGGCCGGCCCAGCCAGAAAUGUCCUUUAAAGGCUCCUCUGCGCUGGCACUGCAGCCAGUGAGGCCUUAAAAGGCAAAGCUCCUUCCCGUCGCCGUGACUGUGUCUGCCUUCGAUGGGCCGACGGGACUCGCAGGGACAGGAAGGGGCAGAGUCUGGGGGCUGGCAGAGCGCUGCUCGUAGGAGGCCCUGCUGCAUGGUGUUGGGCCUGGUUAGGUGUGGCACCGUGGCAGCGACGAGCUCAGCUGUCCCUGCUCUGGGUUUGACCAGGGGCCAGGCAUCUGUCAGGUGAAUGGACCAGGCACGUCUCCUCCCCUCCAGCAGCCAUCACGAUGUGCACGGAUUGCAGUCACGGUCAUGAGGAAAUGCCGGCUCGCCCUGUGGGAGGAACUUUGUGCACACCAUCUUCUAGGACCUCCUGUGAAUGCUGAGCAGGCACUGGGGUUCUUGCCUCUUUUCCUGAUGGGGGUCCCCUAAAGGCUGUGGGGGGGCUGUGGCCCAGGUCCUGUGUCUCUCACUGGUGGUCACGUUAGAGAUGCUUCCCAGAGCAGGACAGUGUGGCUGACAGGGUUGGACUCACUGGUUCUCAUGGUGGGCUGGGGCUCCUGUGGGCCAUUUUCUGGGGCCUUCCCUGACUGCCUGGGCCUCUCUCAGAGUCCCUGAUGGACACUUUGACCCGGGGACCCUCUCCGUCACCUCAUCCGUGUGUGACAGCCACCAAGACUCAGGCUGGGGAAGGUAGAGCCAUCCGCCCAAGUGAGCCUGCUAGUGAGAGGCUAGACUGUGGGCCACUGGGAUGUAGUGCCCUGGGGUCGCCACCUUAUUACCUGAGCUGCCCACGGGUAUGGUUUCCAGGGCUGGUUCUGGAGACCUGUGCCCAGAAGCAAGCCAAGGUUCGGUGUCCUCCUGCCCAUCCACACCCACCCGACUGGUCAUGUUCACUGGUGGCAUGAGAGAGGCGAGCCAGGACGUCAUUGAGCUAAAGGGCAUGUCAGCUCGCGGCCUGCGGCACGUUGUCGAUUUUGCCUACAGCAGUGAGGUGACCCUGGACCUGGACUGUGUGCAGGAUGUGCUGGGUGCAGCUGUGUUCUUGCAGAUGCUGCCAGUGGUGGAGCUGUGUGAGGAAUUCCUCAAGGCUGCCAUGAGUGUGGAGACCUGUCUCAACAUCGGCCACAUGGCCACCAUCUUCAGCCUGGCUUCACUGAAGGAGUCAGUGGACACCUUCACCUUCCGGCACUUCCUGCAGAUCGCUGAGGAGGAGGACUUCCUGCACCUGCCUCUGGAGCGUCUUGUUUUCUUCCUGCAGAGCAACCGGCUGCAGAGCUGUGCUGAAAUUGACCUGUUCCGGGCUGCAGUCCGCUGGCUGCAUCAUGACCCGGCCCGGCGGCUGCGAGCCAGCCACGUGCUCUGUCACAUCCGCUUCCCGCUCAUGCAGUCAUCGGACCUGGUAGACAGUGUGCAGACACUGGACAUCAUGGUGGAGGACAUGCUGUGCCGCCAGUACCUGCUGGAGGCCUUCAACUACCAGGUGCUGCCCUUCCGACAGCACGAGAUGCAGUCGCCACGCACGGUUGUGCGCUCGGAUGUGCCCUCCCUGGUGGCCUUUGGUGGCACACCCUACACUGACAGCGACCGCUUUGUCAGCAGCAAGGUGUACCAGCUGCCUGAGCCAGGUGCCCGCCAUUUCCGUGAGCUCACAGAGAUGGAGGUAGGCUGUAGCCACACAUGUGUAGCUGUGCUGGACAACUUUGUGUACAUGGCAGGGGGCCAGCACCUGCAGUACCGUAGUGGCGAGGGCGCAGUGGAUACCUGCUAUCGCUAUGACCCCCACCUGAAUCGCUGGCUGAGGCUGCAGGCCAUGCAGGAGAGCCGCAUCCAGUUCCAGCUGAAUGUGCUGUAUGGCAUGGUGUAUGCCACUGGCGGCCGCAACCGGGCCGGCAGCCUGGCCUCAGUAGAGAGGUACUGCCCGCGGCGCAACAAGUGGGGUUACGUCCGCUCGCUGACGCGCCGCACCUGGGGCCAUGCAGGGGCCUCGGCUGGGGGCUACCUCUACAUCUCAGGUGGCUACGGCAUCUCAGUGGAGGACAAGAAGGCACUGCACUGCUACGACCCUGUAGCUGACCAGUGGGAGUUCAAGGCGCCCAUGAGCAAGCCCCGUGUGCUCCAUGCCAUGGUGAGCGCUGGUGGCCGCAUCUACGCCCUUGGUGGCCGCAUGGACCACGUGGACCACUGCUUCGAUGUGCUGGCUGUGGAGUACUACGUGCCUGAGACGGACCAGUGGACCAGCGUGAGCCCCAUGCGGGCUGGCCAGUCGGAGGCUGGCUGCUGCCUGCUGGACAGGAAGAUCUACAUCGUCGGUGGCUACAACUGGCGCCUCAACAAUGUGACAAGCGUUGUGCAGGUGUACAACACCGAGACGGACGAGUGGGAGCGUGACCUGCACUUCCCAGAGUCCUUUGCAGGCAUCGCCUGUGCCCCUGUCCUGCUGCCCGGAGCUGGGACCAGGAGGUAGCGCCUAGGGCCCACAGACUCCCGGCCACGUGGUUUGGCAAACACACCUCUGGGUUGAGAACUGUGGAAGUGUCCCUGCCCCCUGGGCUGGCCCAUUCCCCAGUCUGUCCCUUCCCAAAGCAUAUCCUUGUCCCUUGGCUUCCCACCAGGGAGCCUGCUAGCGAGGAGGCCGACCUGUGGCAGGGGCAGCAGCAAACGCUUGCCUGAAGAGGUUUCCUCUCCUGCCCUUCAUUGUUGCUCUUGGGCGGGCAUGUCUCCUUCGGGGUGUCCCCUUGUGCUCUGCCCUGCUUCUCUCCCUUCCCCCAACCCAGCCCUGUCAGACAUUCAGGCACAAGCUCAUCAACAUGGGCCCCCAAUCCAUGGUUCACAGUGUGCCCUCCUCCUCAAGUGUCUUGAGCUUGCAUGCUUUUUAAAAAAAAUUGCACCCCAAAUCUCUGUCAUGUCUGGGCCUCCAGAGCAGGAGUGGCGGCUCCAAAGAACCUGGCUCUGGGUGACCGAGGAGGGCACAUUUCCAGCUCUCCAAUAAGCCCAAGCUGCUGGAGCAGGCGGGAGCCUCACAGGAGGGUCCUGUCUUGUCCACCUUCCUGUCCCCAGUCCCCGCACCAUCAGGACACGCACUUACCCCCUUUCAGGAGGAAAAAACGAAGCCAGACCCCAAAGCUGGUCCCUCUGGGCACUGGGCCUUGCAUCUGGCCCUGGGUGUCUGCCUUCCUGAGUUCUGGGUGAGGAUGUCCUGCUGUCCCUGUUUCCAUCAACAGGGGAAGGGAGGGGGUGCCUGCUCUAGAAAUGUACAGUCUGUCUUCAGUCCACAGGUCUGUCAAGUGACUUUAUUUCUCUCCCUCUUUCCAACCUCCACUUCUCUUGGUCCCAAGUUGGGGUUGACACACCACCCAGCCUGUGCCCACCCAGUGCAGGAGGUCAGGCUGGUGGCGAGGCCUCUCCCUUCAGGGGCUUCGAGGCAUCUCUUGCCAUGUUUCUAUGCUUGUUUUGGUGUCUAAAUCUCUAAAACUUUUUUUUCCUUUGGUGUGUGUCUGUUUUGCUUUUUCUCUAAGAGGCCAGCACCGCUAUCUUAUAAAAGGGAUUUUGUACCUUGGGGGCAAUUUAAAGUGUCUCUUUUGCUGCUAAGGGACGAUUGAUGUUGUGUCUGUGUGACACCCUCACUGUGUAAAGAAUUGACCUCUUAGCUUAGCAGAUGUUGUCUCCUAAUAUUUUUAUUUAUUUAAUAAAGCUGUUUUAUUAUUUAUUUAAUAAAAAUAUUACG